UUUAACGAGAAGACUAGUACAAUUAUGUAUUGAUUUAUUUACAUCGCUUUUGAUUCAAUAAAUAUGUUGACUAUCCUUAAUUAAUUAGGAAUUUAAUUAUAGCAUUUGGAGAAUCAAAAUUUGAUAUUUGAUAUUUAAAUUUUUUUUAAUUUUUAUUUCCUACAUCCCUAGUUUUUUUUUUUAAUUAUAAUUUAUACAUCAUUAAAUUGUAUAUUAACAGUUUGCAUGAUUGUACCGAUAUAAUGACGAGAACUUUAUAUUUUUAAUUUGAAAUAAAAAUCAUUAAUAUGCCAGAACAUCCUAUCUUACAUGUAUUGGUCAUUGGAUUUCAUCAUAAAAGAGGAUGUCAAGUUGAGUAUGCUUAUCCACCAUUUAAAGAUGAUACCACUGGAGAGCUUAAUGAAUGCCCAAAUGAUUGGAAACAUUUACCUUCUUUAGCCUUGCCUGAUGGAUCUCACAACUUUGAUGAAGACACAUCAUAUUUUCAUCUUCCAAGCUUGAAAAAUCCUAAUGAAACAAUCUACGGAAUUUCAUGCUACAGACAAAUUCCAUUAGAGAAAAUUAUUAACCGAACCCCAGAUAUGACACGAAGCACAAUUCAAAAGUCUGUUUGUGUUCUUAGCAAGUUACCAUUAUAUGGACAUAUUCAAGUUAAAAUGUCCCUAAUUACUCAUGCUUAUUUUGAGGAAGGAGAUUUUAGCAAAAUCACACUCUUACACGAUACAUAUCAUCAUCUUAAUGCUUGUCUUUCUAGUAUAGAAAACAUCAGUACAAGCCCUCAUUUAUAUGUAGGAUUAUCAGCAGUUGAAUUAGUUACCAAGUUUAAACAUAAAGUAGUUUUACUGUUUAAAUUGUUACUUCUUGAACGCAAAGUAUUAUUUUUUUAUUCACCAGUUCGUCCAUUAUGCUCUACAAUUCUUACUUUAUUGUCACUUCACCCAGGAUUAAUUGAAAGUGGUCUUAAAAAAUCUGCUAGUAUCAAACCAAAACAACCUAAUAUAUCAACAGAAGAUAAAGAAGAAGAUAUUUCUAUUAGUUCUCAAAAAGUAAAAAAUAAUGGAUCUAAUAAUAUAGUUUCCGAAAAAUCUUCUGUAAUACAUUAUAAUACAGAAGAAGAUGUUGUAAAUUUAAAUAGCUUCACUUCUAACAUUCCUCGAGAUCCUAGUAUUGAUUCAUUAAGUGAAGCUGCUAUGCAAUACAAUAUGAUAAGCAUUGCGCAGAUUAACUCAGCAAAUUGUGCUGUUCCUAUGUCCAUUUUCGAUAACGGUAAUAUUUGUCAACCAUAUUCUUGUUUAUCAUACAUGGAUAUUUUAACAGAUGCUAGUGUUAGAGGCUAUAUGAUUGGAGCGUCAAAUAUUUUGUUUAAACAAAAAAAGAAUCUAGCUGAUGUAAUUGUUGAGAUUGAUGAUGGUAAAGUGGAAAUUGAAAAUGUGGAUCUUAAAAGAAUUUUACAUUUAACAACAGAGGAUUUACGCUUUGCUGAUUACUUAGUGAGGCAUGUUGUUCAACCAGAGAAGGAAGAUGUCUUUCUUGAUGGAGUAGGUUGGGAAGGUGGUGAUGAAUGGAUUAGAGCUCAAUUUAAAGCAUAUUUACUAUCAUUAUUAAGAACUUCUCUUCUAAAUGAAGGAGCUCCUGAAUUAAAUCAUUUUAACCCUACUUUUAUUUCUACUUGGCAACAAACAAAAAGUUAUCAAAUUUGGCUGAAUGAAGACCACAAGGCAAUUAUAGCCAUUGAACCUUGUCAUCCGUUUGCAGGACAAUUAUCUGUAGCAGACAUGAAACUUAGAAUAAGCCAUACAAUGCAAAGUAGUGAAAGUGGUAGAAAACUGAAUCAAGCUGUUCAAAAUACUAGUAGAGCUGUUGCAACCACAGGAAAAGCUGUUGGUGGUGCUAUUUCACAAGCUAAAGGGGCUGUGACCAAUUGGUGGAGCAACUUAACAACAGCCCAAGAUUUUGAAAAUGAAGAAGUACAACCCCCUAUUCAAAAUGUUUAGAUUACUAUAUAAAAAUGUUUUAUGUUAUAUAUAAGUAUGUAUGUAUUAUAUAUAAUUAUACAAAUUGUACUAUGUGCAAAACUAUACUAUUAUAUAUUUUAAAAUUACAAAAAUAUCUUCAAACAUUAAUCAUUUAAGAAUUAUAAAUUUACAUAUUUGUGACAUCAUGUUUUUGUCAAAAAAAUUUAUUCUGCCUAGUUAUUAAGAAAACUAAAUUAAUUGCAUAUUAUUUCCAUACAAGAAAUGUAUAAUUAGAUUCACUAACAAAAUCUAGUCUAAAAUUGAAUCUGUAAGUAUAAUAGUUAUUUUUUUACUAUUUACAUUGCUUUUAAUUAUCUUGAUAAUAUUACCUAUACCUUUUUGUAUAAGUAUUCAAUUACUACAUUUUAAACAAUCAACAGAUAAUUAUUUUAAAAACACUAAAAUAUAAAAUAUAUAUUUCAUUCAAUAAUUAAAGAUUUAGUAAUGUAUUUUGAGCAUACUUUCUUAUUUUAUUAAUUCUACUAAAAUAAAUUUUAUUUUUAAUAGAAUUUAUAAAAUGUUUGAAUUAUUGAUGUUUUUAGUGCUUUAAAUAUUGUUUUCUCUUUUAUUCAUCAAAUUGCCUUUGAUUUUAUUAAUAAUGAAUGAUUAAGUGUGAUUAAUAGUAUUUAUUUUUUAUUUAAUACUAUAUAAAUUAUCAAUCAAAUAUAAAGUUAUCAUUAAAAAAAUCAUAAUAAAAAUUAUUUAUAUUUAACCAAAAUUUAUUUUUAUGUGAAUUAAAACUAUUAACAAAUAAAAUGGAGAAUUAUAAAUAUGAGUACUAUAUAUAUAUAUUUCCUAUAGUCGAAUAAAUGUUAUCACUAAUAUUAAUAACUUGAACUUGUGUAAUAAAUAUAUGUAUAUAAUGUUAUAUAAAUGUAUAAGUGUUUAUUUCAAAAAUGUUUUAAUUGUAAUAAGCCUUUAUUAGAGUACUGUACAACACUUGUCCCUCUUACAAAAAAAUUUAUUAAUAACUUAAAUAAUUUUCAAAAUAAUAACUUUUUUGUUUAUAUAAUAUGAUAUGAUUUAAAAAACCUUUUGUAAUGUUUAUAAUAAACAGUAGUGUUAGAAAUACAGUUCAUAAUUUUUCAAAUGUAUUGUUCAUGUAUAACAUUUUUAAAUAAUGGUCAUUACCAUCAUAAAUUAAUUUUAAAAUUAGUUGUAAGUCAUUAGUAAUUAUUGUUUUUUACUCUCAAUAUUUAAUUUAUAAUAAAUUCUAAAGUUCCAUUUUUACUUUUAAAUGCUAUGUACAAGAUGAUUAUCAUUGACCACUUAAUUGUUCAAACAUAAAUAUAAUAUUGAUAAUUCUAAUUUUGAUUUCUUUUAAUUACAUGUUUUAGUCAAUUUAUCAACCAUAGAGUUUUUCGUGUUCAUUCCUUAUGAAUAAUAAAGGUAUUAACAUUCAUUUUUCAAAUGGCUAUAUACAUAUUUAUCUAGCUUACAAAAUACAAAAUUAUCUAGUUAAGAAAAUGACUUUUCAAUUCAACUAUUGGACAUGCAUUUCAGAAAUUAAUAACACAUUUAUACCAAGGCGAGAACAGGAAUUCAGCUUGUAAAUUUCUAAUAAUAAAAAUAACAAAAAUCUUGCCAUUAAAUUGUUAACUCUUUAAUUACUAGUCCAAUUUUGUUAAAAAGUCGUUCUAAUCAUUGAAAGAACAAGUCACUAAAAGAGGUGAAUAAUUAAAUGUAUCAUAUAAUAUUAAUAUUUAUUUCUUGUUCAAUAAUAAACAAAUCACUUUGUAAACAUUUAUAAAUUUAUGUAACUGUUUAAUUGAUAUUUUAAAUUUUGAUUAAUAAAUAUAUACUUUAUGUCUA
Molecule: messenger RNA, 3827 nt
Organism: Daktulosphaira vitifoliae (grape phylloxera)
Lineage: Eukaryota; Metazoa; Arthropoda; Insecta; Hemiptera; Phylloxeridae
Product: late secretory pathway protein AVL9 homolog
Exons: 10
Coding region: 288-1994 (568 amino acids)
Cellular component (GO): cytoplasm
Source: RefSeq, a predicted model, not a curated record